This is a messenger RNA of Botrytis byssoidea, 1074 nucleotides long. RefSeq lists its product as uncharacterized. Gene Ontology annotation, molecular function: Hsp70 protein binding. Bases 1 to 1074 code for a protein of 357 amino acids. Gene Ontology annotation, cellular component: endoplasmic reticulum membrane. NCBI's taxonomy places the organism in Eukaryota, Fungi, Ascomycota, Leotiomycetes, Helotiales, Sclerotiniaceae. Gene Ontology annotation, biological process: cellular response to misfolded protein. The record is from RefSeq and is a predicted model, not a curated record. The transcript is spliced from 2 exons.
AUGCCGGCUACCACUUCUGGCGCUGAUACAAAGGCCAACGGAACCGCAAAAUCGCGGGAACAUAACCAAGGGAAUCAAGACCGCAAAUAUACGACCGAGCAAAAGGCUGCGGUCAUAAGGGUCAGAAGAUGUGCGCCCACGGCAUUUUACGAUAUUUUGGGGCUAGAAGAAGUUAAAACUACAGUGACGGAGUCGGAGAUUAAAAAGGCCUACAGGAAACUGAGUUUGUUGACUCAUCCGGAUAAGAAUGGGCACGAACAUGCAGAUGAAGCUUUCAAAAUGGUCAGUAGGGCAUUUGGGGUUUUGAGUGAUAAGGACAAGAAAACGCAAUACGAUAGAUAUGGCGGGGAUCCAGAUAGUAGAUUCGGUGCAGGAGCACCGCAGUCAAAUCCCUUCUCAGGAUUUUCGCAGAGAAGCGCUGGAGGAGGGGCUGCCGCGAGACCUGGUGGGAGAUCUAUGUGGGAAGAGGAGAUUAGCCCGGAAGAGAUGUUCACGAGAUUUUUUGGAGGAGGAGGUUUUGGUGGUGGUGGAAUGUUCAAUGAUCGGCCAGGAUUCGUUUUCAAUCUGGGUGGUGGGCCUGGUAUUAGAGUACAUCAAUUUGGGGGUGGAAGACCAAGGAGGAGGCCGAGAGACCCAAACGCACCGCCAGAAGCACCAGCUUCGUUGACUCAGACCCUUAUAAACAUAUUACCACUCAUCCUUCUCUUCGGUAUACCUUUAUUGUCGUCACUAUUUUCUGGAGGUGGUUCUAGUGGUCCUUCUAUGCGAUUCGAUAAUCCUAUACCGCCGCAUACCCACCAUCGAGUCAGCUCAAGAAUGAACGUUGACUACUAUGUAAACCCUGCCGAGAUCAAGGGUUUUAGUGCACACCAAUUUGCACAAAUCGACCGAGAAGCGGAGGUUCAAUAUGUCUCACGAUUGAAGGUUGGCUGCGAACAGGAAGUAGAGCGACGAAGUCAAUUACUCCAGGAAGCCCAAGGCUGGUUUAGUAGCGAUAUGGAUAAAAUUCAACGGGCUAGAGACAUGCCGAUGUCGAGCUGCAAGAAGCUGGAAAGUAUGGGUGUCAGAAAUUAA